CUCAUUCAUUACCCUGGGCUGGUAGAGGGUUUUGAACCCUUUGGCAUCAAUCCACCUCAUUCCCAAGUUCCACCAGGCUAUGGAUGAGGACUGGAAGGAUGGGGAGGGCAGUCAGUUACUUAGGUCCAAGAGUGCAAAAUCAGGAAUGAAGGAGACUUAAGGCAGAGAUGCUUGAAGUGUUGAUCUCCAGCAGCAAAUCAUGACUGUUGUCGAUGAACUGGGAAAGGCAUCAGCUAAGGCGCAGCAUCUCCCUGGUCCCAUCACCAGUGCUUCAAGAAUGCAGAGUAACCGGCAUGUUAUGUAUGUGCUCAAGGAUACCUCAGCCCGUCCGGCUGGAAAAGGAGCUAUUAUUGGCUUUCUCAAAGUUGGAUAUAAGAAACUCUUUGUUCUGGAUGAUCGUGGGGCUCAUAAUGAAGUAGAGCCACUUUGCAUACUGGACUUUUAUAUCCAUGAAUCACUGCAGCGCCAUGGCCAUGGGCUGAAACUUUUCCGGUAUAUGUUAGAGAAGGAACGAGUUGAACCACACCAGCUAGCUAUUGACCGACCCUCAGAGAAGCUGCUGAGGUUCUUGAAUAAACACUACAAUCUGGAGUCCACAGUGCCACAGGUGAACAACUUUGUGAUCUUUGAAGGCUUUUUCGCCCACCAGCACCGGUCCCCUGCUUCCUCUCUGAGGGCGACUCGCUGCUCUCGUGCUGCCUCGGUUGAUAACACACCCAAUGCUCCAGCCAGAAAGCUGCCCCCCAAGAAGGCAGAAGGAGAGAUUAAACCAUAUUCUUCUAGUGACCGAGAAUUUCUGAAGGUGGCUGUAGAGCCUCCAUGGCCCUUGAACAGAGCCCCCCGACGUGCCACACCUCCAGCCCGACCACCCCCACGGUCCAGCAGCCUGGGCAGUUCUCCAGACCGAGGUCCCCUCCGCCCCUUUCUGCCAGAGCAAGAGCUGCUUCGGUCUCUUCGGCUCUGCCCCCCACACCCUACUGCCCGCCUGCUGCUUGCAACUGACCCUGGAGGCAGCCCAGCCCAACGCAGGCGUACCAGGGGAUCAGCCCCAGGACUGGUGGCACAGGACUGCAGCUACAGUCGAUAUGGGGAGCCAGACUCCUCAUCCCCCCAGACAGGUGUACCAACAGGGGGCAGCAGGUUGUGUCAGGGGAGCAAGAUGGGGAGGGAACCAGGUCCUCCGCCCCUCCACAGGCCCUGCAGCCUCCAGUCCCGUUAUGGAGACUGGGGGAGUCCAUGGUCAACGCAAGGUUCAUUCGAUACCUCCAGGAGCACCGAAGUACCAGGCCAUGGUGACCUGGGCCCUCAUGUCAUCCUUCUCAGGGUGAUCCCCUCGCCUGGAGACUUUGGCUCCACCCAGUGGAGAAAUAAUGAGCCCCGCCCUCGGGGACAUCUGUUGGUCGGUCGGAGUUGAGCAUCUUCCUUUUUCCCAUCCACUUGUCUUAUGUGCCCAAAUUGUGUUUCAUUUUUAAACAGGAUUUUACUUAUUUUUAAUAUUAAAGGCUGGUGGUCAGGA
Messenger RNA from Phascolarctos cinereus (koala), 1516 nucleotides. The record is from RefSeq and is a predicted model, not a curated record. Lineage: Eukaryota; Metazoa; Chordata; Mammalia; Diprotodontia; Phascolarctidae.